UCACUUCCUUUUUCAUGAACAGUGCCCAUUACUAAGUAGAGGCUGGCCGCCCAGGGAGGCGCGGGGAGCUCCUGGGGGCUGGAAGGUGUGGAUGUGAGGUCCGUGUACCACGCCCGCUUUGCUUCCCAGUAAAUACUAACCAGGUGCCGCUCUCCGGGCGGGUGUCCGCUUCCCACUGCUGCCGCUGCCCAACCUGCGGCUGCGUCAACUCAGCGACACAAGGCGGCAUCACAAUAUGCAACUUAGAGACCUCCGACUUCAGCGAGAGCCAUAAAAACUUGAUCCGGCCCCGGGGCUGCUCAGAGCGGACCGCCCGCCCGCCGGCCCCUUGCGGAGAGGGGCAGGGAGCGGCGUGGGCGCCUCGGCUGGGCUCCUUUCCACCCCUGUCUCCUGCUCCCCCCUCGCGGUGAGCUUUCCCUGUCCCGCGGGGGCUCUACUGAGCUCCCCGGCCCCCUCCCCUGUGCGCAGGGGGCUCGGCUGGCCCCCGCUGCUGUGUGUGCGCAGCGCCUUGUUGAUCCCCUUGCCUCUCUCCCUGCCCCCCUAGCCGGCGGCUGCUCCCCCGCCCCCAGCCUCUUCUCCGGCUCUCUCCUCUCUCCCGGGUCCAGACCCCGGUUGUGCGUGUGUCUGGGGGGGAUCCCCGUUUCCCAAGCAGCGCUGUGUACGCCCCCACCCCGCCUGCUCCUCCAUGGCAGGGCACGAGUGGGACUGGUUUCAGCGGGAGGAGCUGAUCGGGCAGAUUAGCGACAUCCGAGUGCAAAACCUCCAAGUGGAGAGGGAAAAUGUGCAGAAGAGAACAUUUACCAGGUGGAUAAAUCUACAUUUGGAGAAGUGCAAUCCUCCUCUGGAAGUGAAAGAUUUGUUUCUUGAUAUUCAAGACGGGAAAAUCUUGAUGGCUUUGCUGGAGGUCCUGUCAGGGCAAAAUCUGCUGCAUGAAUAUAAGUCCUCAACCCAUCGUAUUUUUCGGUUGAACAACAUAGCUAAAGCACUGAAGUUUUUGGAGGAUAGUAAUGUAAAACUGGUUAGCAUUGAUGCAGCAGAAAUAGUGGAUGGAAACUCUUCUCUGGUACUUGGACUAAUAUGGAAUAUAAUCCUGUUUUUUCAGAUUAAAGAACUGACAGGCAACCUCAAUAGGAACUCCUCCUCUUCCAGCCUGUCAUCUGGGCCCAGCGGGGCUGACUCAGACACAUCUCAUCCGAGCACUCCUAAUAUAGAGAGAAGCAUGUCUCUUUCAGUGAAGGAUCAGCGAAAAGCAAUCAGAGCCCUUUUAACCUGGGUUCAAAGGAAAACCAGAAAAUAUGGUGUUGCAGUUCAAGAUUUUGCCAGCAGUUGGCGGAGUGGCCUUGCUUUCUUAGCUAUAAUAAAAGCAAUAGAUUCCAACUUGGUAGACAUGAAGCAAGCUUUGGAGAAAUCAGCUCGGGAAAACUUAGAGGAUGCUUUCAGCAUAGCACAAGAUAAUCUUGGUGUUCCUAGACUUCUGGAGCCAGAAGAUAUAAUGGUUGAGUCACCUGAUGAACAAUCAAUUAUGACGUAUGUGGCACAAUUUCUGGAGCAUUUCCAAGAGAUAGAAGGGGAGGAUUUUUCGGAUCCUGAUAAGAAAAUCCCAAUUGAAGCCACGUAUGUCCAAAUCAAAGAUGCAUCUUCAGAACAAGAGGGCAAGAUCUUGAUAUUGAAUGAAAAUGGAGAACGUAUGUACACUGUUAACCAUGAAAGGAGCCACUCUCCUCCUACAAAGGUUUGUGUCCGUGAUUUGCCCGAGGAACUCCAGUCAGAAAUUGCAGAUGAAGAACUUAAUGACAGAUUGAAUCAACCACUAUCAGAUAAUUCACAGAGCGUCUCAGAAGAGUCAUUGGUUUUGUUGUCUGCAGAAGAACCUCAGAGGCCUACCUCUUUGCAGAUUACAGGAUCUGUCAGUUUUGAAUCCAGUUCCUCUUGGGAAGUUCUUAGUGAUAAACUGAUUCAGAAUGAGAGGAGCAUAUCUGAUGAUCAACUGAAACAGAAUGAUGAUCUUUCAGCAACUAUUUUGCCUGAUCAGAAAAAUGCUGUUGACACAGGUGAUUCAGAAUCAUCUUCUAAAGAAGAAUUUACUAUAAAGAUGUCUCCUGAAUGCAACAAUGAAAUUAAGGACUCAUUAGUCAACAAAACAGGGGAUAGUUGUUCUUUGAGCCCAUUAUCUCAGACUUCAGAUGCACAUACAAAUGAACCAACAAAUCUAGUAGAAAACACUGAACCCAUAACUUCAACUUUUCUACAGGAAAAUGCUUCCAAAGAAGAGGGUAUACGUAAAUAUGUUUUGUGUCUACUAGAUGAAGAAAUAUCUAAAAAACUUCCAGACGGGUAUGAACAUCCAGAACAAUCACCUGUUUUUCAGACAGUACAAGAUACCAAUUGUUCAUCCAAGGAUUCUGAUCUCAAAGGUCAAAUGGAAAUAUCUUUGUCUUGCAAAUCUGAAAAUUCAACCCCACCAGUUACAAAAAUUCCUGAGAAUCUCGAUAGUCAUAGUGAAGAUGGAUCUUCAGCUAAAAUGUCAUCAAAUUCUUUGAAAGUUUCUGUAAUUCCCCAUGAUCUUUUCUACUACCCACAUUACAAUGUUCCCAUAUCAGCAGUUUUGGAAGCUUUUGCUAAGCCUAGUCCUGCCUCUUAUGUUUCAGAAAACAGCUCACCACAGACUUUGCUAUCAGUGAAUUAUUUGCAUGAAGGGGAGCCAUUGGUACUAAACAAUGAAGGAGGCAUUCUGGACCCAGGUCUGCAAACCAACCUGAGUGUCUCUCCAGCAGAAAUGGUUGUUGAGGACAUGGAAGAGGAGAAGGUGGAUCCUGACAGUUCCACUAAGUCCUCCUCUGAAAAAGUACAGGCUGCCCGACUAGGAAAGAAUAUGGAACUCAAGGAAGACGGCAGCAUAUCCACAAACUCUCAAGAUUCUACAAAUCCAGAAAAUCCUGAGGUCAUGGUAGACCAGUUGGAGGAUAUAUCAUCAGCAAUGUUGAGAUCAGAAAUAAGCAGUAAAAGGAAGGAAAAAAGGAAAAAUGUGAUCCAAGCAGAAAACUUUCAGACUUCAGAAACUGGGACUACACAGUUACCUGAUAAACCAAAAGAAGAAAUCAUUGAUUAUCAGGAGUUUUCCAGGGUUAGCUACAGCGACUCCAGUGUUUACCUCCGAAAAAGGAUUCCUAAUCCCAGUGAAAAGGAACACGUUAGUGAAAAUAAACAGAAGAACACAGACAUGGAUGAAAGCACAAAUCUGUUAAUUAUCAGGAACAAAAAAGACUUAGAGGCUCCGGAGAAUGCUAUUCCACCUCCUGAACCUCCAUAUGUAGAGCAACCCGAGUUAUUUUACUUCAUUGUUUUCCUCUGGGUGCUGGUCUACUGCCUGUUGCUCCUUCCGCAUCUUGUUAGCAACAAAUUUUGAUUUCUGUGAGUGUGGGAAUAAUAAAAGACAGUGGCUUGAUUUUUUUCAUGUGUAUGCAUAUAAAUCGGUUCCUUCAGGUGAAGCACAGAUAAAUAUAGGGUCUGGUUUUAAAGGUGAUACGAAGAUUAGUCUUAACUUACUAAUGUGCUAUUUAUAAUGUUGUAGCACAUUUUAUAUUGUGACAUUGUGUAGAUAUAUAUAUAGAUAUAGAUAUAUGAAAAUGGGAUGAUUUAAUAUACACAAUUUUUGUACAUUUGUGCCUUGCUUUAUAAAAUGCUAAAUAAAAUUGAUAAUUAUUAGUAGAGACACAGAUGAUUUAGAGCUCCACUCUUCAAAAAUGGUUCUUCAAAAAUUGUUCCUCUGGCUACACUUAUUUACCUAGGGCCAUGUAGCUGUGAAAGAAGGGUAAUGUGUGACUUCAUGUCAAAGCUUGGUCAUCCACAUUGGCAGGGCUUGAAAUAAGCUCUUUUCUGUAUUUCCAGUGGAAAUACUUUGGUAGAAGAAGCUUAACCUUACUCCAUCAAUUAUUCUUCCAUCGUGUGUUUUGUUUAGUUGAAAGGACUUUUCAAACACAUGGGAGCAGAUUCUGAUCUCAGUUGCACCUAUAACUUCAUUUACUUCAAUGGAAUUGCAUCAGAAUUACACCAGUGUAACUGAGAUCAAAAUUUGACCCAUAUUGUUACUGUGUCUUGGCAGAGGAAUUGCAAAUAUAAAUCUUGCUAUAUUUAAUAAAAACCUGAAAUGCUACCAAAACAAGAUACUCUAUUGCACACACGUCUCCUGGGAAUAAUAUGAGAGAACAAAUAGUACAUGACAGAUGUAUAGUCAUGCAUUACUGGAAGGCACUCAGAAUCUGUGGUGAUGAGCAAGUUUUUCUGUUGUAUAUAGAUUCUUUGCUCAAGUCUGGAGUGAAGGUGAAGGAGAAGCUAAUACAUUUCCAUUAGUGAAAUACAAGGAAACAUUAUUCUGAGCCUCUCAUCUUUGUCCUCUCAUCUUUGAACAUUGUACCCUCUAUAUUAGCAAAUUGGCUGUGAAAAAAAGAAAGAUCAAGGUAGCUGCUACUAGAAGAGAUUUAAAGGAAGGAAAGGAGAGCCUGGUAUAGAGACUUUGAUAGAGGAUACCUCAGGAAACAUUGACAUUUCUUCUUUUUAUACACCACUGACAAAGAGGCCACCUUCUAAAAUAUCUUUCAAGGAGCAUCUCUCUAAAAUAAAUGAUUAAUCAUUCACUCCAAAGCAGAUUUUUACCGAAGGAAAACAUCAGUUGGGAUCUCUUGCUUCUUCUGCUGAGUUAUCUACUUCCUUGUCCUUUACCAUUCAGCCUCUGGAUCAGGUGCAUUAGUGAAUUGCACUUAUCAGAUCAUAUGAAGACUCUGCCUUUGAAGACACUAAAAAUCAUAAAAAACCCAGCUUAUCACCUUCUGAGGUGGAGGUGCAACUCAAGAAGAUUAUAAGCACUGAGAUCAAUAGGGGAAGAAAUGACUACUGGAGAAAUAGAUCCAGAAAAAUGUCGGCAGCCUAUAUUUCUUCUUUCUGAAAAUGUCAAGUACAUAUGAAGGGACUUCUAGCGCCAGACAAAUAGCAACAAUCCUGGCUUGCAUUUGGUCUUAGUCUUUUGAUCAAAAACAGUAUAGAAAUGGGACAGUAAAAGCAUGAAGACGUCAGUGAUUUCUUUAUAGCUUAUACUGAGCUUUUAGCCAGAAUGGGAAUCAGGGGUAUAAGCUUGGGGUCGCCUACUUGGCAAUAGCAAUAACUUCUACCCAUGGUAUUUCUGGUGUAGUCAUCUGCCACCACAGGCACAUUUUGACUUCACGAUGCCCUCAUGAGGACAUGUAAUGUUGCUGGUUCUAUUUAAACAUCCAUACAUCAGACCACAAAGCGCCUCAUAAAAAAAAAAAAAGAGGUGUUUCAUGGGCUUGCACUCAACUUCAUUAGAAUAAAAAGUAUUUAUAAUAAGAGGCUGUAUGUUUAAGAUUCCCUUUCAGUACGCUAUUUUUAGUGCUCAUCUUAAAUAAAAGCUCUUUGAAGACAGGACAUAUAUAUGUACUUGAAUGUUAAGCAGUUCAUUUGUACAUGCUUCAAAUUUGUUAAAGGCUUGUUGUCUGCUGAGUAUUUCCUUCGUUGCACACUGCACUAAAUUAUUGUGUAGGUUCUUGAUAUUAGCUUGUUAUGACCUCUUUCAGUAACACCUCAUCUUGGAGGUGCAAUUAGGAUUAGAAGAUAAUGCUGCAUAGGAUGAUAGUUUAAACACUUGGGGUGAAAUCAUGGCCCAUUUAAGUCAAUAAGAAUAUUGCCACUGAUAUCACUGAAGCCACGAUUUCACCCUUGGGCUCUUUCCAUUUGUCCGUUAUAAGGAUCUUCUAGUCCUUUGCCAACAUCAGACGAGAGUAGAGAUGGGUCCAAGCCAUAAAUUUGAGAAGCAGAUUCAGAUCUGGACUUCACCCAGAAUUUGAGGGAAAUAGAUCCAAGGUUUUGGUUCAGGCCUAUCUCUAGAAGAGAGAUGACAGAAUUGAGAAAAGUCUCCGCAUAACUGGCACUUCUCUGGAGGAACUCUGGGUGAUCCUGGAUAAAGUCUCACUGCCUUUGUUAAAAAGGAAAAAAAAGUACCACAGACCAGACACUGAGCUGAGUACACUUUUUGUUGAUCAGACAAUUGGACGAUAACUGAUUUUUGUAUUGUGACAUUUACUUCAUGCAGCUAUCCCUGAAGUCUGACGAGUUAUUUAAUAAUUAGUGGCCAAAAGCCUGUGCUGUUGCACGGUUAUGGCAAGUGGGCCAACUAAUCCAUCAGCUGUGCAGUCUCCCUAUACAACCAAUCAAAUUGUUGGAUGCAACUUAGCUGUAGUGUAAGGGCAGUGAUUGGUUAAGUUACCUCUGAUCUCACAAUGGACUAGGAUUCUUGGCAUGGCAUAGAUACAGUAACUCCUCACUUAACGUCAUCCUGGUUAAUGUUGUUACGUUGAUGAUCAAUUAGAGAACAUGCUUGUUUAAAGUUGCGCAAUGCUCCCCUAUAAUGUUGUUUGGCAGCUGCCUGUUUUGUCCACUGCUUGCAGAAAGAGCAGCCUGUUGGAGCUAGUGGUGGGGGCUUGGAACCAGGCAGCCCCCCAUCAGCUCCCCGCUCCCCUAAGUUCCCUGUGUGAUAGCUGCCCAGCAGGCUAUCAAUUGCCGGCAGUUCAGCUGUCCCUCCCCCCACAUCAGCUGUAUGCUGCUUCUGCCCUAUGCCUUGGAGCUGCUCCCGGGAGUCUUCUGCUUGCUGUGCGGGGGGGGGGGGGUGAAGGGGAGAAGAAGAGGGCUAAUAUCAGGGUGUCCCCCUGCUCCUGCCCCCCGCCUUCCCCAUCUCCAUAGAGCAGAAGGGACACACGACAGGGCUCAGGACGGAGGGAGCUUACUGACAGCAGCUGCUGUAUCAACUUACUGAUCUACUUAAAAAGGCAAUGUACUUAGAGUGGGGUUAGUGUACUUAAAGGGGCAAUGCGCAUCUCUCUCUCUCACACACACACCGGGUGUGUGUCUCUGUCUGCCAUGCUGUCUCCCCUCCCCUCCAUUUGUGCUGCCUAGUAGAGUGUGAGGCUACAUUAACAACGUGUUAACUCUUCAGGGCUCAGCCAACUGCUAGUUCAUCAUUUAGUAGUAAGGUAUUCCCUGGGAAAUAUUCCACCUUCUUCCACCCUCUAACUUCACCACCUCAACCAAGCUUCACAAUCAUCAUUGCUGUGUAUGGUAUUAAAUUGUUUGUUUAAAACGUAUAGUGUGUGUGUGUGUGUGUGUAUAGAUAUAUCUAAUCUAUCUAUCUAUAUAUAUACAUAAACACACACAAAUAUAGUUUUUUGUCCGGUGAAAAAAAUUUCCCUGGGACCUAACCCCCCCCAUUUACAUUAAUUUUUAUGAGGAAAUUGGAUUUGCUUAACAUUAUUUUGCUUAAAGUUGCAUUUUUCAGGAACAUAACUACAACAUUAAGCGAGGAGUUACUGUACAUGCCUUACUGUAGCUGUACACUGCACGAAUGUAAUUUGUGAAGUCAAAAUGUCUGAAUACUCAAAAAAAUAGACAGUAAGAGGCCACAAAUUCCAGUGAUGGUUGAACCUGGUGAUAGUCUGAACAAGAAAAACUCAUAGCCAUGCUUGCAGCUGUUUCCAUCACUUCGCACUGACUCAAACAUUUUAGGUUUCAGUGGCACACACACAAUGACAAUUUUGGAAUCUUCAUAGUUAGAUAAAUAUCUUGUGUUGAACUAGUGCCUUUUCUCCCAAAGGAUCCCUUUGCAAAACAUAAUACGAGAAUCACUGCACCCACUUCUGAAGUGCAGCCAACUCCGAGAUAGAGCAUGGCAGCUGUUUUACACACAUAGUAACACUAUACAGUAAUUUAGGGCAAAAGACUUCACUUCUCUGUAACAUUUGGUUAACGCUACAGGGAGACUCCUUCUGUUCAUGACAAAUUCUUGAAUAGAUUAUUUUAUCAGGCUCUUUCUGGUUCUUGCAAGACUCUUGAGCUUCAAGAGAAAUCUCUUGGAACUUGGAUAUAAUCUCUUGUUUCCCAAAUAUUUAGAAAGCUGGCAUGUUAUAACAAAGAAACCAAACAUCCCUCCUCAAAAAACUGAUUUCACCAAGAGGAGCUCAUUGGAUGUCUCAAGGAAAUAAACAAAGUCAACCAUAAAGAUCAUUAUGAUAACUCAGAAACUAUAUAACACAGCUUGAUGCCAGUAGUGUCUGUGAGAGCCUUCCAAAAAGAUCUCCUUGCCAGGAAAUACCUGGCUACAAGGACAGCUAUAUUAUUUUCAUUCCAGCCCACUGAUUAAUAUCUACUCAAGCAACAGAUCAUGCAGAUUAAACUUCAUAUAGUCUGCAGCUGUUGUUUUAAACAUCAUGCAGUUAAUAACAGAUCAUUCAGAUUAAACAUAAUACUAUCAAAUCUAUCCCAUGAACAGAGGUGGGGGUGGGGUGGGGUUAUGUCCCUUUGUGUUAAAAGGCUGAGUACAGUUCUAGAUGGACCCAUGAUGUAUUGAGCUGUUUUCACUGCUACAAAAUUGAUCUUGCCUCUGUUAUUCAGCUGUUAAAUAAGGGGACUGAGGGUAAAGGACAAAGGGUGAUUCUUACUGGUGUGAUUAACCUCUGAUAAACUCCUUAAGGAACUCCUUAUCUGACCGAUCAGUUCUCAUCCUCAAAGGAAAUCUGCACAACACUUUCGAAAGAUGAACCUGGGAGCUUAAAUUCAUAACUUUGCUAGACACUAAAAAUCAUGGUCUUAAUAGGGACACUGGAUUUAUGGCUUAUUAUAUAUAACAAUCUGUAACCCACUAACCCCCCUUUUUGUCCUAAAACUACAGGGGUGUUAGCAAGACAGUUCAGCUUGAAUGGUCCCUUACAAUAUGUGCAACUAAUUAUGCUAAACUAUCUGUUCAAUCUUGUAUUUAGCUGUGACACUCUUAGUACCUUUCCCCGACCUGAAGAAGAGCUCUGUGUAGCUCGAAAGCUUGUCUAUCUCACCAACAGAAGUUGGUCCAAUAAAAGAUAUGAUCUCACUCACCUUAAGGAACACUCAGUCUAUUGGAAUACUCAGCACUGGACACAAAUGGCACCCAUUUAAGCACUCAAAUCCCAUUAAUUACAAUGAUAUGCAUUUAGGGCUCAAUCCUGCUCCUACUCAAGUCCAUGAAAAAAACUCCCAUUCCUUUCAAUAAUGCAUUCCACAUGCAGCGUACUUAAAAUGUACCAAGACAUUUAACCUGUAAUCAGACUUUGUGUACACUCUUGGUAUGUUGCCGCAUGGGAGCCUGAUCCUGAAGUCUUUACUUCGGAAAAACUCCCAUUUAAGUUCAUGAGAGUUUUGCCUAAAGAAUGCAGGACUAGCCAGGGGUAUCUAAUGUUUUAAGAGCUGGUGGGCAAUGUCAGCAGCAAUAGGAAUGUUGCUUGGCAGAAAUGAGGAGAAAUUAAAAGUGGGUGAUUAGAGCAGAGGACUGGGAUUCUUCAAUUCUGUUCCUAGCUGUGUAACGUUGAUCUAGUCACUGACACCAAAGUUGUUAAUCUGAGUGUCUAAAGCUAGACACACAAAUCCAUAUUCAGGCACUUAAUUAAGCCCUGAUUCAGGGAAGCACUUAAGCAUAUGCUUAAACCUAGGCAUGUACUUACUUAAGUGCCCUUCCUGAAUAAGGAUGCAUUCCUGAAUUGGGGCCUCAGUUUUUUACUCAUAGGUGCCUAAAUCCCUUUUGCAAAUUAUAUGUAGGCUCCUAAAUCAAGUAGGCAUUAUGAUGCUGAGUGCAGCAAUGCAUAAUUAUCUUUAAUAAUCUGGGCCUAUGUAAAAAGGGUAUGAUGUUUAAGGAGGAAAUUUCGUAUAAGUUAUCUGGCAGAUUCUUACUCCAUUUUCAGUUGCAAAAUUAGGCAAGCAUAUAAUCAAACUGAAAAUUAAUGCAGCCCUUGCCAAAUAGAUAAUAAUGGGUCAGCACAGUGGGUGUGACCCAUACAAAUUUCAUUUGUGUAGCCUUAAAAAAUACAAUCCCAUUUUAAAUACCAUCAAUAUUUUUGAUGGAUUGAGCUCUAAAACUUAUUUUAAUGGAAUUUCUACAGUGUAAUUGAAGUGUCUACAGAAUCUUAUAGAAAGCUUAAAAGUUCAACUAAGAAAAAUUGUUUUAAAGAUGAAAUAUUAUUUUGUAUCACAAUGAUUUAUUUUAUCUAUGUUUGAAAGCUGUAAAAACAUUUUAAGAGUAUGUAUAAUUGUAUGAAUGUUAUACUUAUUAAUCAUUGUAAAUCAUGAGAAAAUUAAUAUCAGAUAAGUAAUGCAAUUUUAUGCAUAAUUUGCAGACAUGACAAAAUAACUGCAAAUAUGAGUCAGGUGAGUCAAUGAAUAGUAGUCUUGAAAAAUAUGGUGAAUGAUCAUAUAAAAUUGUAUAUAAUACAACCUUUAAAAUA
Molecule: messenger RNA, 10310 nt
Organism: Malaclemys terrapin pileata
Lineage: Eukaryota; Metazoa; Chordata; Testudines; Emydidae
Gene: CLMN
Product: calmin
Exons: 13
Coding region: 686-3406 (906 amino acids)
Biological process (GO): nuclear migration
Cellular component (GO): cytoplasm; nuclear outer membrane; meiotic nuclear membrane microtubule tethering complex
Molecular function (GO): actin filament binding
Source: RefSeq, a predicted model, not a curated record